Messenger RNA from Mercurialis annua (annual mercury), 1562 nucleotides. RefSeq names its product increased DNA methylation 2. Gene Ontology annotation, cellular component: nucleus. The record is from RefSeq and is a predicted model, not a curated record. NCBI's taxonomy places the organism in Eukaryota, Viridiplantae, Streptophyta, Magnoliopsida, Malpighiales, Euphorbiaceae.
UUUUAAAUUAAAUCACCAAAUUGCCCCUAUGGGUAAUAGUGGAAUUGCAUGUGUCGUCGUGUUCCCGUGUUUGCGCUGUUCUGUCUGCUCUCCCUGUGUUCAUAGCAAAAAAAUCCCAAGUUUAUAAUUUAUCCUAGCUCACUCUUGGUCCCUUCUGGAUGUUGGUGGCUGAGACAUUUGUGGAAGAGCGUCGGGUUGAGUUAAGAAGUUCCUAUGGCGGAUUUUGAGCUGCCAAGAGAUAAUUAUCUUGAUUCGCUGUAUAAUCAUAAGCGUGAAAACUCUUAUUCAGGCUACAACUCACUUACUGGAUCAAGUAGGAUGGCCAACAGUGACCAGCGCUUCCUCCUUUACUUUAUCACGGGCACCUACUUUGGACCUGAUCUGAAAGAGCAGUGCCCAAAAAAGUCGAUUUUGCAAAGAAGAGCUGAGGGACUUUCAGCAUAUACAUCUGAUGAGUUGGCUGGUUCACACAUGAAAACAGUAGAAAUGGAGCGAAUUUACUAUCAUGCACUUCGGAAGGCAGACGAAUCUCUCUCUGUCGAGUUACCUCUGUUGCACCAUUUCUUCCAUGGUACUUUACCUACCACUCAUAAUGAUCCCUCUGUAGCUUACCCUCAAUUUCCUGAACUCUUUCCACCUGAACUUCAUCCUCAUUCACAGCUCAAAAACAAACACAAAAUCAUUGAAAACAUCAUUUUCAUCAAUGAUCCAGAUACAUCUUACAUUAAACCAGAUGACAUCGACAGGUUUAAAAAGCUAACCGGGCUUCAAAAGCUUCGAUUGGAUCAAAAUGCAGCAAGGUUCCAUAUAUUUGGAGAUGACAAAAGCUUACACAAUGUGUUAGUGCAGAAGGCUGGAUUUGUUGCAGAGUUCCCUCCUGUUGAGCCUUUUCAUAGUUCAUCUCGAGCAAAACAUCCUGCAAGUACCUUGCAAACCGAGAAUGGCUUGUCUCCAUUGCAGCGUGACUCAGCCGUGCCAACCAGAACUGCAGAAAAUGGCUGUCCAGGAAUGCUCUUUCUCCCUUCCUGCCCUAAUAAAGAAGAGUUGGCCAGGAUUGUGGUCUCUGGUAAAAGUGGAUUUGCAGUGACUGGGAGUGCUGCUAUGGGGAAGGUGGGACCCAUAAUUGUCAUGGACAUUGGUGAAUGUGACGAUGCCUAUAUGUUUCGCAUAUCCCUUCCUGGAGUGAAAAGAGACAUGGAGGACUUCAGCUGUGAAGUUGAAAAUGACGGAAAGGUUAUGCUAAAGGGAGUGACAACAACUGGGGAGAAAACUGUCUACAGAUUCUCGCAAGUCUUCAAAAUGCAAUCGAAGAACCUUUGUCCAGCAGGAGAGUUCUCUAUUUCAUUUCGACUGCCCGGUCCUGUUAAUUGUCAACAGUUUUGUGGUAAUUUUGGCACAGAUGGGAUUUUAGAGGGGAUUGUGAUGAAACAGAAAGAUGAUAAGUAGCUCUUUUUUUGCCUUGCUUAUCAAGCAUCAGCUGCUUAUCUAUGUUGGUUUACAAAUGUAUAGUUGCAAAAUCUGAAAUGAUUUCAAUUGAAAUAUAUGAAAUCUUUUAUGUACAA